Messenger RNA from Canariomyces notabilis, 2799 nucleotides. RefSeq names its product MFS general substrate transporter. The record is from RefSeq and is a predicted model, not a curated record. The coding region runs from base 249 to 2585 and encodes 778 amino acids. Gene Ontology annotation, biological process: transmembrane transport. The transcript is spliced from 4 exons. Lineage: Eukaryota; Fungi; Ascomycota; Sordariomycetes; Sordariales; Chaetomiaceae. Gene Ontology annotation, molecular function: transmembrane transporter activity.
CUUACCCAUCGUUGUUAACCCCUCCUUUGCUUUUCUCUCAUUUUUUUCCUCUGUUGUUUUCUUUUCCUUGGGUGAGUGAGUAGGCUUUUCGUCGACGUCAGUUGGGGGCAAGCAUCGUUGAACGAGGCGUCGAGGUUCAAGGUCAGGUCCCGCCUUCAUUAGGAAUCUGUGGGGUUCAGGAGAUCUCGCGCCGACGCGACAAAAUCAACAAGAAACACGCGCGGGUGACGCGUGUCGACGAGGCGCACAUGGUCGCCGCAAGCUUAGGCGGUGCUGGCAUUGCCCCUCACGCAAGUGUUGCACAGCGUCCAAGCGCCCACGCAUCAUCCGAUGCCGCUGCUGUCAUAUCAGGUCUCGACCGAGACCACACCACCAAGUCCCCCAUGAGGCCCGACACACGUCCUAGUUCGCUCGCCACGACAGCCGUGUCAACCCCUGAGCGGCCCCGGCGGUACCUUCCUCCAGACACAGAGCUCCAAGGUGGCCAUUCGGGCGCUGUCCGCUUUCCCGUUAUGCUAGCGAAACUGGCUGUCUUCACCGAUGUGUUACUCUCCGGACUUGUCAUCCCCCUGAUCCCCUCAAUUCUCGAGAGCAGGACUGAGGUUCCUCAGCAACAGGUUCAGAUAUGGAUCGCUGUGCUUGUCUCAGCAUAUGGAGGGGGCUUCGCUGUGGCAUCUCCCUUGAUGCCUUUCUUUGCACAACAAGACCCGAUGUUGUAUGCCGUGCUGCUGUCCAGCCUUGCUGGUGUCGCAGGUGCCUUUGUGCUUCUACAGCUCUCGACUAACCUCCAUGUUCUGAUUUUUGCGCGGGCUCUCCACGGCUUCUCGGCGGCGGCAACUACUGGCGCCUGUUCGGCCAUGCUGGCUACGGCGGGAAGCGCCCGAGGCCGGAUAAGGUCCAUCACAGGGAUCUCGCCGGCCUUCAUUCAGAACGCCGCAAUGGCAGCAGGCCCCGCGAUCGCUGGCUUUCUGCACGAGUAUAUUGGCACCGAUGCCGUCUUCUACUGUGCCUACGCGCUCAUUGUUCUCACCGCCAUGACGAGCUUGAUCGCAGCCAACUCCGCCAGCAUCCGCCAAGCCGACAUGGCGGCUACACCUGAUGGACGGGCCCGGAAUUAUGGCACCUUGUCUUCCGGCGAACGGAGCAGGAGCCCGUCGCGAUCAAUUUCCCCAAGAACGCGCCUUCCAGCCAGGUCGAGUCAGAGAACUACUGGCAGUGUUACUCCCAUCCCUUGGAGCUUCCGCCUCCUUGUGGACUUUUCAGGGUAUCUUGCCGUGGGUCUACUUGCUUCUGCACUCCAGAGCGUGCUUCCGCUCUUUGCGGCCCGGCGCUACAACUGGUCCGUAUCGGCUAUCGGUUUUAUGUUCGUGCCGCUCUUCGCGCCAGCCACUUUUGUUGGCCUCGUUAGUGGAGCCUUGGCCAUACGGGUUCCAAGAUCAGCCCGGUUCUCCGCGGCCGUAGGCCUUGCAGCCUGUGUCCCGGCCUUGGUGUACUUAGGCCAGCUGACUCAGAGCACGGAGCUAGUCCGGCACGCGUUUCUGCUUACUCUUGGCGGAAUCUCCUUGGGAAUGGGCCUCUCUGGAGAACCGUUAGUUCAAGAGAUGGUGGAUGUCGUGGGGUUCGUCGGCAGCGAUUCCUGGGACACUGCAGCACAAGCUACAAGCCUUCCAAACGUUGCCUACGCUUGGGGUACCCUGGUUGGCCCUCUAUUUUCCGGUGCCACCAGCUGGCUAUGGGGCUGGAAGACGAUGACCAGCUCCCUAGCCAUUGUGGCCGCAUUCACCAGCGUCUUAGUACUCUUGUUCAUGCAAGGCUGGCUCGGAAGCCCGGACACAGAUAUCCGAAACCCUCGUGAUGAAAGCAGUUCAGAUGAAGAGUCGGCGCCAUUGUUGGCAAAUGAUCGUUCGAUCGGCAAUUCGUAUGGGUAUGCAGGGGAGCCUGGGUCAAGGAAGACGGCAGAGUUCUACACUCCAGGGGAUGAUUCAGACGAUACCUCUCUGGCUGCACAUAACGGUGGGGGUGGGAAGCAUCGCACCCACCGUCGACAUUUUAGCGUCGACAACUUUUCCAUCGCCACAACAGCGGCUUCGGACAGCGUGGAUUCGGUCACAUCGCAGGUGCGUUUCCAGGCAGCUCUGGAGACGCCCGUGCCCGGCUCGGGCCGGCGGCCGCGUAGCAGCGAUACAUCUGGCAGGCCAACCUCGGAGCGGCGGUAUGUCAUGAGAGAAGCACCUCAUGCUCCGGCUACGGAUCCCCUCCUGGCCGCGGGAAGUCUCUAUGUCAUUGAUGAGGAGCGCGAUGCUGGCGGCAAAGGCCCGGGUGUCGGCACAGAGAAACGGAAGCGGCGCGUUGUGGUGUUUGCCGAAGGUACGGCACCGCCCGAAGUGCUUGAGCGCCAUCGCCAUCAUGUCGUCGCUAUCAACGCGCUUGAUGGCACGGCGCGCAUGGUUUCCAAUCCUACCGAGAACCAUGCCGUGCAUGUCACGGAGGAGACUGGGGAGGACGUCCCUGGGUUCUCAGAGGCGACUUCUCGGCGCUAUGUUGUCGUGGUGGUAGAGGAAGACGGGGACUACGAGUCGAGAUGAAUGUCCUUGCUGGGCUAAGGCGAUAAAGGAGGUGGUGAAUACGCCUUGUCUGAUGAUGGUUUGACAUACUCUGCUUUGUGAGAUGAAAAUGUAUAAUGACAAUGGAACGAUGUAUACCCUGAUGACGUUACGUUGGCAGGACUAGAUGAGAUUUAGCUUGCGCUGCUAUCUACCGCUACCCUAAUUCAAACCUGAUCUUUCUAGCAAAAGAGCU